Molecule: messenger RNA, 8613 nt
Organism: Anastrepha obliqua
Lineage: Eukaryota; Metazoa; Arthropoda; Insecta; Diptera; Tephritidae
Gene: pyd
Product: tight junction protein ZO-2
Exons: 15
Coding region: 451-8046 (2531 amino acids)
Biological process (GO): cell-cell adhesion; cell-cell junction organization; protein localization to cell-cell junction
Cellular component (GO): bicellular tight junction; plasma membrane
Molecular function (GO): cell adhesion molecule binding
Source: RefSeq, a predicted model, not a curated record
UGUUCGUUGCUCUGGCUGCUUAUGUGCUGCUUUGGAUCGUAAUCCACAUACAGUGGUUUUGUGGUUGGGUCAGUGUGGUGUACAAGUUACUCUGGAACGGAAGUAUUGUGCUCGGAGUGCUCACUUUGUUUGGAGACGCAUUUCUAUUUACAAAGCAGUGUUGUUGUAUAUAAUUUUUGCUACUACUGCUAUUUACAAAGGUGGAAGGAAUAUUAAUUAUUUAUAUAUUCACUAUUACGAAUGAGAAAUGAAACAGCGCUUGUAUAAUUUGGACGUAGUUUCAGUAUAGAGAACUACAACACAUACAUACGCGUAUCUACUACAGCAUACAAAAGUAUACAUAUGCAUGUGAAUUAGUUGUUUGUAGUUGUUGUGUGCAGUUGCGAUUGAGUUUCGCCCUGUUUUUUUUUUUUUGUGUUUUUGUGAUUUAAGACGCAGUGUUGUUAUAAAAUGUCGCGGGAAGAGGAAGAGGAGGAAGUUCGUUGUCUGCUUCUGCGGCACAAGGAACGCAUAAUGCUCGAUUUGUGUGAGACUGACCUGUUGAUGAUCCUUGUUAAGAACUCUGUGCUAUCGCAGUCUGAAGAGGAUUUGCUUUUGAAGCCGAAUUGCUUCGCAUCUGAUCCGUCCAGUGCUCCACCUACAGUGGCCGUCACGAAGAGAAAAUUAAGCGCUGCUAUUAGUAGUGGAAGCGGUAGUAGCAACAACACUGUUACUAGUUAUGGUGAAGGUGGUGUUGGUGAGGAAGGCUGCUCGUCUAGUGCUAGUGUUAUUGGAGAAAAUGCCCAAAGUGAUAAUCGUUCCAUAACCUCACCCCUGGUGAACGAUAGUGGGACAGAUGGUACCGAGUGUAAAAUAAACCAAACAGAAAAUAGUUGUGAUGACGAUUUGAAUUCAAACUCAAUUAAUGACAUCGAUAUGUUCCAAGAACAAUCCACCAAUUUGAUAGAAAUCAUUGCCAAAGGGGGAUUCUCCAAAUUCAAACAAUUUUGUUAUGCCAUCGAUAAUGAAUGUCCAAAGCUGAUUGAGGACUUGUUCAACGACAAGGAAAAAUGUGACGCAGCAAUCAAUAAUACUUCCCCAAUCGAGGAUAAAGUUCAAAAAGAAUUAGAGCCGAUCGAUUGCACAGAUAAAGAAAAACAAAACGAUCGUAACCGUCGAGAAAUCGGCUAUAGUGAUGUAGAUACCAACACCAGCUCUUUACCGCGCGCUGCUCCCCGUCGUAUUUCAUUGAUGAAAGAACCUCCUCCGCCACCUCCACCAAAGCCAAAGCAACUUCCUGUGGCUAAAAACACUGGCACCGUCUCACCCAUGCCGAGCAAAUAUCCUCAGUCCGAUUAUAAUCUAAUUCAGAAAAUGGACUCGAACAGUCCAUUAACAGCGCCCGCCCAAUAUCAGUUGCCGAACUUUUAUGUAAAUGCUUACGAGAAUUCAGCUAGUAAUUCUAUGGCCGGUAACAACAACAAUUACUCGUUGCUGCUUUGCCAUGCCAACUCCGCGUCAAGUCCAACGGCUGUGCGUAAGCGUGAGAAACUGCUUCACCGUUUUAGUGAUGCUGCCACGCUGGGCCGGAAGCUGAAGAAGAAGAAGAAUACGAAUAGAACGUGCCGUUCAAUGACUGAAGCCAUAGAGAUGCUUGCUGAUCCCGUCAUUGAGGAUGAAUUCUUUGGCGAUCGUACAACGUGGGAGUAUCAUACGGUGUCUGUAACACGUGUUCCGGGAUAUGGAUUCGGUAUAGCCGUUUCAGGUGGUCGAGAUAACCCACAUUUUGCUAAUGGUGAUCCCUCAAUUGCUGUAAGCGACGUACUAAAAGGCGGCCCUGCCGAGGAUCGCUUACAAGUCAACGAUCGAAUAAUAUCUGUGAAUGGAGUUUCUUUAGAAAAUGUUGAAUAUGCCACUGCGGUGCAGGUGCUAAGAGAUAGCGGCAACACAGUAGCGCUUGUUGUUAAACGGCGCGUUCCUAUUAGCUCCACAGCACAAAAUCAUCAGCCUCCUAAUAUGAGUUCGCUCGGAUUAACGGCGCCAAAUAUGAAUGUCAAUGCCAUACCAAUUCACACGAGCGGCGCAUUGACUGGAGCGAGUCAAUCCAACUCAUUGAAUACUUCGCUCGUACAAAACAAUACAGCGCAACCCAUUAAAGUGACUCUCACUAAGGGAAGUAAAAAGGACGACUAUGGCAUUGUGCUUGGCUGUAGAUUAUUUAUCAAGGAAAUUUCGACGAAGGCUCACGAUCAGUUGGCCGCAAACGGCUAUUCGCUACAAGAAGGUGACGUAAUCACACGGAUACACAACACAAAUUGUGGGGAUACGAUGAGCUUAAAGGAGGCAAAGAAAAUAAUCGAUGGCUGCAAGGAGCGUUUAAAUUUGGUUGUGUUGCGUGAUAUCACCAAUCAGGCUGUAACAGCAAUCACCAAUCAGCUGAACAACUCUACAACACAAUCAAACUUGUAUAUCAGUCACCAAUCGCAGGUUUCCAACUGUAGUAACAAUCUGGAUGAUCCCUAUUUAAAUGGUGGUACGAAUUACUCAUCGCAAAAUUUGUAUGUACAACCACCGACGCGCUCAUUGGCGAAUGGCCCAUCAAAUGGAUUGAACGACGAAAAGAGCAACCUAACGCCUAGGGGUCGUUCGCGUGGACCCAUUAUGGAUGCUGUUUCACUUUCGCAGCUUGAUCGUCCAGUAACGCCACCAAAUGAUAUCCGUGCACGCACCGAUGAACCACCGCGACCACCACCGCCUCGAGGCAAUGGUACUGGCAGCACAGAAAAUUUUUAUAGUUCCCGUCGACAAAUUUGCGAAUCCGAGCAGUUGGCACACCCAAGGCAAUCAUCGGAGCCACGCUUUAUAUCAUUCCAAAAAGAGGGAAGUGUGGGAAUACGACUAACCGGUGGCAAUGAGUCUGGAAUUUUCGUUACAGCCAUACAACCGGGUUCGCCAGCAUCUUUGCAAGGUCUGAUACCGGGCGAUAAAAUUAUAAAAGUCAACGAUAUGGACAUGCAUGGUGUAACACGUGAAGAGGCGGUGCUAUUUCUGCUCAGCCUGCAAGAUCGCAUUGAUUUGAUUGUACAAUAUUGCAAAGAAGAGUACGACGAAGUGGUAACGAAUCAACGUGGGGACUCCUUUCAUAUUAAAACCCACUUUCACUGCGAUCAUCCGUCGAAAGGUGAGAUGGCUUUUAAAGCCGGAGAUGUGUUUCGAGUCAUUGAUACACUGCACAACGGUGUUGUCGGCUCUUGGCAAGUACUGAAAAUAGGACGAGGGCAUCAGGAGAUGCAGCGUGGUGUUAUACCAAACAAAUCCCGAGCCGAAGAGUUGGCGACAGCACAAUUUAAUGCCAAUAAAAAGGAAAUGAAUUCAAAUGAGUCCCGUGGAAAUUUCUUUCGAAGAAGGCGGUCUACCCACCGGCGUUCGAAAAGUCUGUCUAGGGAAAACUGGGAUGAUGUGGUUUUUGCUGAUAGUAUAUCAAAAUUUCCUGCAUAUGAACGUGUAGUUCUGCGCCAUCCGGGUUUCGUUCGCCCUUUGGUACUCUUCGGGCCAGUGUCUGACUUAGCGCGUGAAAAACUUGCUAAAGAAUUUCCCGAUAAGUUCUCAACACCGCUACAAGAUGAUGAUAAGUCGAACACGAAAGGUCGGAUAGUGCGCCUCUCGAAUAUACGCGACAUAAUGGAUCGCGGCAAACACGCUCUGUUGGAUAUAACGCCCAAUGCGGUCGAUCGACUAAACUAUGCGCAAUUCUAUCCGAUCGUUAUAUUCUUGAAGACUGACAGUAAACAUGUCAUAAAGCAGUUACGCCACAGAUUGCCCAAGUCGGCACAUAAGAGCUCGAAAAAAUUGCUCGAGCAAUGUCAAAAAUUGGAGCGUUUCUGGUCGCAUAUAUUUAGCACUCACAUUGUGUUGAACGACGAGGAGUCGUGGUACCGAAAACUGCGCGAUGCGAUUGAUCUACAACAAAGUGGUGCGGUAUGGAUGUCCGAGUCAAAGCCGAUUGAAUCCCUUUCCGACGAUUUCCUCUUCCCUAUGACCACCUCCCGUCUAUCGUAUGCAUCGAGUCCGGAAUCUGAUUUGGAAUUAAGUCCGGGACCGUCGACGUCAUUGUCCCUUGGUAAUUUGCCGCAAUUGGUCAAAUCGAGCUCAGAUCCGUCGAUUGCCACUAAUCAGGAUAACUUGGAUAGGGAUAGAGAUACUGUUGGUGAUGGACUACCACCUCCAUAUACGAUUCCCUAUGACCACGCUGCGAAUUUACCACCGAACCGCCGCCAAACCAUGGAUACCAAUAAAUAUGGUGCCUAUUCGACAGCAUCCAACAUAGUUGCUGCAGGUGUUGGAGUUUCUGACUCAUCAAUGCCCUCCACACGCCCACAAUCAUUUUAUGGUAUGCAUGCACCUGAUCUCCCGCCACGUAUCGAUCGUCAAUCUAAGCCUGGACCAGGUGAGAUGCCGCCGCCUCCUCGUUCCAAUAGCUCGGGUGGGACAUUGGGUCGAUCGGCACAGGAGCGUCUAUUUGGCAAACCGAUAGUCAAUGAUGAAGUACAAGCUGAAUAUAUCUCUCGAAGCACCAGCGACUCAAUGGAUCGUCAUCAUGCUUCAUUGGAACGACAGGCACUUCUCAAUGCAGCCAUUUCCAAUCCACCGGUUGGUGGUAAUAAAGUAACACAACAAAAUGGCAGUGCAUACGACAGUGUGUCCAGUUACGAUUCGUAUAAUACGUCACAGUUAACAGUACAAAAUCUGGGCAGACUUGGCCCAAACGCACCCGAUGAUCUCAAGUCCGUUCCGAAUGCGAGCCGACCACUACCACCCGUUGGUAUGAGCUCCCAAGCGCCAGAUUAUGGGCGCACCACCCACGAUCACCGCAGCUUUUCAGGUCCCAACGAUCUUAAUCGCCAAAGCAGUCCCGUCAGACCCUCUUACCAUGAAAGCAAUUCAGCGAGAAAUAUUGAUACUCGUAAUGGACAAUUACAACGGCCAUCCAAUUUGGGACUUGAAAGUAGUCCACGUAAGUCAGUUGUUGAAACGAAAACUGACUAUGGAAAAUACAGUCGCAACAACUCAGUAACACAAGCUGAUUACAAUAAACUGCCGAAGAAUCCUCAUAUGGUUGUUCCACCACCAAACAUUAAUGGCAACAACAAUAGCAGCGGUAACGGAGCAUCGAAUAGCAGUGGUAGUGGCCCAUUUAAACCUGUUCCACCGCCCAAGCCGAAAAAUUACCGGCCGCCAGUGCAUGGAGGUAACAACGCCAGCGGUCAAUGGGAAAGUGGGGACUCAAGUUCUCCACGCUCACCAAAUGGAUUUUUUUAUCCGCCCAUGACAGCCUCUCAUCAACAUUACGCGCAGCAGACGCCGGGAUCACCGGGCCAUGGUAACAAUAAGAACGCACAUUCAACAUAUGGUAGCAACAGUAAUUACGUUCAACAGUCACAAUAUCCGCCUCCGCCUGUGAAUGGAUAUGUUGGUAAUCACCACUACAAUGGCGGAAGUGGAACGGGCCCGUACAUCGCGCCACAUCGUGGGAUACCAGCGCCUCUUGGUAACAUCCCAUCGCAUACACCUGAACGAAACCCAUUGGAUUUGGCUGGUAGUCGAGAGCAACGCGGAUCAGCAUUUGAACUAUACCGCAAACCUCAAAUUGGUUCAACAGGGCACCAUCACAACAUGAGCGAAAUGGAGCCAUUUGAAGAAAGAUUUGACGACCGUUUUUCGAUGGCGCCACUACCAUCAGGCCAUCCCUGUUCACGUCCAGCUUCACGUUAUUCCAGCCAAUUAGGUCACCCACCACCACCGCCACCACCAAAUCAUAAUCCCGAUUAUUACAGUUACCAAAUGUGCUCUGAUUAUUCUCAAUUGCCGCGCCAGUACUAUGAGGAAAACUCUAUGCCUCCACCAUUACUACCGCACAAGCCGAAGAAGAAAUCUGUACUGAAAAGCCCAUUAGUGGCAAUUAAAAACGCCUUCAUAAAAACAACGCGGCCGCUGAGGCGCAUGAGUAGUAUGGUUGAGCCAGAAAGGAAACCGAAAUUAUCGCUAAAGCGUCAACAUUCUAUGCUGGAGCGAGGUAUGCAAAGACCCUAUUACCCUGACGAAUACCCCACCUAUCCAGCGGGCUUCGAAGGUCGAUAUUAUAACGCAUCACGCGGAAACGGUGCACUUCCGCACGGUAUGAUUCAGCGAGAGGAGUAUUAUCUGUAUCGAGAUCAAUACCACCAAGGCCUAAUAGAUAGCACCUACCAAAAUUUAGAAGGUGAAGAUAUAUAUGGAAACAUAGGGACUGUACCGCGAAUGCAUAGAGAUAGACGAGAGGAAUAUAGCACUAUCGGUCAGGAAAAUUUAUAUGCAAACAGAGCUUUCAUUGAACUGGAGCGAAGGCAAGCAGAUGCAAUGGCAGUUGUAAAUCGAAAUGGUCGCCGAAUAAUAAGACGGCAUAGCACGACAGCAGCAGAUCGCAUGGAUGGCAAAAGGAUGAUGUCCGAUGUCACUAAUGGGACGGCCUAUGGCCAGGAUGAAAUAUAUCAGAGUAGAAUGGAUGCUUAUAUUUCAAAUAAUCAACGAAGAGCACCGAAUUCAGAAGUUAUGACACGAAGGCGCUUUUAUGCCGCCACAUCAAACGAAUUCGUAGAUCCGAUUUACCAAACCCGCAAAGAAGUACAAGGCGAAAUUCAUCGAAAUCACUUGUCUGAAAAAGAAAUGCAAGAACGGAUAAAUAGAGGAAAACAAAAUAUGGAAAAGAGAUGGAGUCCCCAGAGCAGUAGCCAAUCAGAUCGCGAUGACAAGUCAGAUCGUGAAUCAAAUUAUCAAAGUAGGCGCGAAGUAAAAGAGAGCACGUUAAUAACGCGCGCUCAGUUAAGAGAGCAGAUUUACCAAACUCGUCGAGAAGCGUUCGACAGCAUGGCUGAACCCAUAUAUGUGUCGAAAAAGAAAGAUAUAGGUCGACCAGAGCCCAUAUACGAAACAAAAGAAGAAAGUAUUUUGCAAUCGCAUGAAAAUGAGACUGAUGAGAAAAAAGAGGAAAAAACCGAAUGUACCGUUGUUGAAAUUAAUUCAAAUGAUGAAACUUUAAGUCGUUCAGAUCUACACAAGUCUUCAGAUACUGUCAUAGCAAACACGGUAAUAGAAACGCAAAAUAUGCCCAUAGGUAAAGCUCCACUUGUGCAAUGCGAAGAUGUAGAUGAUGAUUUGGAAAAUGCUGAUGACGAAGUCGCAGUAACCCAACAACCUCCUAAUAAUGAUAUCAAACAUAAAAAUGUCGUAUUACAAACUUUAAACAAUGAAGCUUGUGAACACUCUGACGAAGUAUCAGAAACAUUAUAUGUAAAGGCUUCACCUCCGAUUGUAGACGAGCCACCGCUUGCCUUGGAGUUACCAAAACCUACACAAAAAUUAAACAGUCACUUGCCACGCGCCCCAUUCCAUAUCUCAAACAUUCUGAAACGUACGGGUCCUCCACCUGUAACCGCCGAUAGUCAUACAUCGCUAGAAACACAAUACACAUCCCAAGGCAGCUUACCUGUGGGUGCACCUAAAGCAAGCAGUACCCCUUAUACUAGUAAUAUGUCGUUGCAAAUUGCCGGUCCAGUGCCUGUACCUACUCCGGCUGCUACCGGCAUUUCGCACGUAGGCGCAUUUCCAGCAACGCCUCGAGAGCCCACUACUACUCGUGGCAUUUUCGAUUCAAACGGAGGCACAUUAGCGGAUAAUGUUUGGAAUGUUUCACUGCAGAUACCGGCGGGCGCCAUACCAAUGGGUGUCGAACAGGAAAUAUACUUCACAGUUAGUGAUCCCCGCUUGGGCGAAGCCAUUGGCGGACCGCCGCUGGAUAUGGAAAACGGUGAAACAAUGUUAUCUCCUUUGGUAAUGUGUGGUCCACAAGGACUAGAAUUCUUAGUGCCGGUAACACUAAACAUUCCACAUUGUGCGGGCCGAACAGCAUCUUUGGGAUUGGCGUUGAAAGCUACAGACAGUGAAAAAAAUCUACACACAGAAUGGGACAAUAUUGAUUUGCCGAGUAAUGCCGCUGCUCAUACGGUCUCAGUGAAAGUGGAUCAUUUCUAGAACAUAAAAUUUUAUAUUUAAAUUAAUAAAUUUAAGUGCAUAUAAAUAUAUCCAUUGUAUGUGGGUAAAUAUGUAUGCAUGCAUAUUUAGAGCUAAGUCUGUAUGGUAUUUAAUACACCAAUUAUAUAAUUAGAAAUUGGCCAAGUUUUGCUACCAUAUUGUUUUGUAAAUAUACAUAUUUUACGAACAUCGUUCCGAAGGAAUGUCGUUUUUUAACCGCAAAGGAAUAUUUUUUGAUAAACCAAUAUAUAUAUAUAUACCUAUAUAGUAUAUUUAAAAACAAACGCGUAGAUAUGUGUGCCUUUAUUAGGUCAUUAUACUCACAUACGUAUUAUAUUACAUAAAUCGCAAAUAAAUAUGCAAAUCUAAUAUAUAUAUGUAUAUCAUAUACAUAUAUAUAUCACUUUUACGAAAUAUUUACAUAUAUUAAAAUACUAGACAUAUUUCUAUACAAUUUCAACUAAGUGUCAUUAUAAUAAAAAUUAACCUGAGUAAUAAGAAACUAAAAACAUAAACGAAUAAUGCCCGGUGUUAAUUAUUUCUUGCAAAAUAACUUGCGUAGUCAAU